Astyanax mexicanus (Mexican tetra) is the source of this 4874-nucleotide messenger RNA. It is a transcript of the gene cdab, whose product is annotated as cytidine deaminase b. Gene Ontology annotation, cellular component: cytosol. The coding region runs from base 63 to 557 and encodes 164 amino acids. The record is from RefSeq and is a predicted model, not a curated record. Gene Ontology annotation, molecular function: cytidine deaminase activity; zinc ion binding. Lineage: Eukaryota; Metazoa; Chordata; Actinopteri; Characiformes; Acestrorhamphidae. The transcript is spliced from 4 exons.
AAACCACUAAGCUUAAAGCACAUAAACACAUAAAGACCUACAUAUCAUACAGGGUGGGCAACAUGGGCGACCUGAAGCUAAGGUGUGAGCUGGUGAAUGGGCAGAUGAAAGGCCUGAGGGUGAACUCCUCUGGGGUAAAGGGUCUGAUUCGACAGUCUCUGGAGGCUAAGAAGUUUGCUUACUGCCCCUACAGCAAGUUUAGAGUCGGGGCCGCCCUGCUGACCCGUGAUGGGACGGUAUUUACAGGUUGUAAUGUAGAAAACGCCUGUUAUAACCUGGGAAUCUGUGCCGAGCGGACUGCCAUCUCCAAGGCUGUAUCAGAAGGCUACAGAGACUUUAAAGCCAUCGCGAUAGCCAGUGAUUUGUGUGAGCAGUUCAUCUCACCCUGUGGAGGCUGUAGGCAGUUCAUGAGAGAAUUUGGUGCCACCUGGGAUGUGUAUUUAUCCAAACCGGACGGUUCCUAUGUGGAGAUGACGGUCGAGGAGCUGCUGCCCGGAUCUUUCGGCCCAGACGACCUAAAGAUGAAGCAGGUGCAUUCCAUUCCUAAUGAAUAUUAAUGACGAGAGGAGGAAGACGAGAGGACAGAAGAUAAAACGGCAAGAGAAGAGCAUCUUAGACUUUGUUCAGACUGACAGUCCAAAUCUUAGUGCUAAGAACCUUUUGGGAAAUGCGCCACUGAAUUUUGUCAUAAAGCUCUGAAAAUAAUAAGAGAGCACUUUAGUUUCUGAAUCAGUUUCUCUGAUGUUGCUAUUUAUAGGUAUAUGUUUGAGUAAAAUACACAUGGUUGUUUUAUUCUAUAAACUACAGACAAUCACAGGCGGUUCUUUAAUUAGGCAAACCUAGGCAUUUGCCUAGGGCCUCGACCAAAUCUGUCCUCCAUAGGGGCCCCCAAAUCUGACCAUCCCAGCUACAGUAAAUAAACCAAAAACAAUGUUAAUUUGUUACUUAUGUAAAGUAAAAAAACAUAUUUCUAUUAAACAAACAACAGAAAUAUCAGUAGAAUACCGAAUUUAUGUCUAAAUACUAAUUGUCCAAACACACAUACCCCCCUCCGUUGCUUGCAUUGAACUAGUUCAUAAUAUGAUGACGUAGCAAUGUGCCACACGACGUGUUUCCUCUAAUUACAUCCACGCCAAAGCAAACACUGGUAAUUUACACUGAUAGUAAAUGAACACAAGAGUGUUACUGACUAAAAUAAACGCUUUUUAGAAUAGAUAUAAGUUAUGUGUAAAUAUUUAUAAGACAAUACCUGACAAAAUCUGUUUUAAUGACGUUAAUAAACAUCACUGUGACAGCGCUAGUCGCAGUUUCACCGCAGCAAAGGACGAGGACGUGAAUCACUUAUCUAACCAGCCUGUACUGAUUUCUUCCCCCAAUAACCCUUUCAAUAACCUCCAACAGCCUUUAAUAGUCUUCAGUAGCCUUGCAGCCGUGGUGUGUUCACUAAACUCCGUAGUUAUAAACAUCCUGAGGUUAGCAGCGCGCUAACUGACCUGUUUAUAAUGUAAUCCCAGCAGUGACUCCGCGACGGCUGCUCUAAACUGCUGCUGUUAGCUGCCUGGGCUGAAAGAUGAACUGUAGAGAGCUGUAUUAUCCGGUUAGUGGGGUUAAACCCUUAAGAAAACUGUAAAAAAACGCUCCAGACUGGCUGAGCUGAGCCCUGUAGCCCGUGGCUGGGCUGAAGCUCUGACUGAGUAAAGACAGCGGGGUUGUGCUGCUGCUGCAGCGCCGACUAGUGGUUCGAUGAGGAACUGCAGCUUCCUGUGAGCGAACAGUUUCACCUAUAGACUGUGUAAAGCUGGACAGAGCAUCGUCUCUCAAAAGUGAAGCCACCACAGGUCGGGCACCCCCUGCUGUUCGGUUGCAGAAAGCUGUGUAACCCCACCCAUCCCCAUAGGUUUCAAUGGCAAAACAGACAACUUUUAAUCAGGUUUUUUUCUAAUAUACUGUAAUUCAACCUCCAUUAUUUAAAUGCAACAGCUAGUGUAACCUCUGCUUAUAUUGUCAAAACAGUCUCUGGUUUCACCGGUUUCACCAGUUUCAUCCACACACAGCUCUGAUAAACUGCUUAACCCUAAACUCCUGAAUCAGAUCAGCUAAAAUCAGAAGAAUAUCUGCCGAUCGCCUAUACCGUAUUUUGGCUGAAAAUCGGCCGAUACCGAUACACUGCCGAUCGAUCGUUCCAUCUCUAGUUAUUUGGUUUAUGUGUGUGUUUAAAGAAUGAGGGCCCCAAAAUGGCUAGAUCCGCCCCUGCAGACAACAUUUCUCCCAAAUUCUUGGCAUUUAAAGCAUUUAUUUGCAGAAAAUGAGAAAUGGCUGAAAUAAUAAAAAAGAUGCAGAGCUUUUAGACUUCAAAUAAUGCAAAGAAUACAAGUUCAUAUUCAUAAAGUUUUAAGAGUUCAGAAAUCAAUAUUUGGUGGAAUAACCCUGUUUUUUAUUCACAGUUUUCGUGCGUCUUGGCUUGUUCUCCUCCACCAGUCUUACACACUGCUUUUGAAUAACUUUAUGCCACUCCUGGGGCAAAAAUUCAAGCAGUUCCGUUUGGUUUGAUGGCUUGUGAUCAUCCAUCUUCCUCUUGAUUAUAUACCAGAGGUUUACAAUUUGGUACAUUUGAAAGAAACUCAUUAUUUUUAAGUGUUCUCUUAUUUUUUUCCAGAGCUGUAUUCUAGAUUGUAUCCGGAAUAAUUGUGGACAGUCAAAAACCAUAUCAAAUCUUAUUUUUGUCAUAUCUAGAUUGUAUCCAAGCAAAUAAAUUCUGGAUGCUCAAGUCAGAUUGUGCAGGAGUCUAAAAAGAGCGUCAAGUUACUGCCGUGAUGUCAGGACACACAAAUCUGAUCAGAUCACUAGCAAAUAAUAGUGUGGACCAUCUAAUCCUCAGCAGAUCUAAUCCGAUUUGCCUGCAGUCUGAACACAGCCGAACUGGUGCAAGUGAAACUGUGCAACAGUACAAAUGGCACCAAGCAAAUGUGACUACAUUUGUACAUUUUAAAUUAACCCUUUAUUUAGCAAAUUAUUAAUUUACACUAGUUAAGACAUUAUUAGUCAUUAAAAUGUUUAACUAAUGUCUUAAUUCAAUAUUCUUUGCAACAUUCUAAAACAUUACAGUUUAGUCAAGAGUAAUAUAAAUGUCUUAACUAAUGUAAAUAAUUAACAAUUAUUUAAGACACUAUUUAACCUUUUAUCAAUGUUUAUUACUGUCAUAAGUACUGUUACUUGAUGUACUAAUAUUGUAAAGUGUAAAUACCAUCUUAUACUGUAAGUAAAUCUGCAAUUCUAUUUAAAAGACAAUUUAUUGUAGGCUAAAUAAACUUGACUUUGUUCAAUCUCUAUUUCUUCAAUAAGCCUCAUUCAAAAUAAAUAGUUAGUGAACACACUAAUCUUAUUGAUUUUUUUGCACUGAACACACAAGUCUUGCAGUGCUGUUUAUGUCCUUUUAUGUGGAGAUUGUAUAAACAGCUACAGUGUAUGCCUGUAAUCGGCACCGAUUACUAAUAAAAUGUGGUCUGUUUGGUAUUUAAGCCACACUGUGUGCAUACAGAAACUGUGUGUAAACCCUUGAAUUUAAGUACCUAUGUAGAAGAAGCCAUUAACAUAGGUUCACUUACGUUUUCUAGCCUGCACUAUGGAUUAGGGUUUACAUAGUGUGCUGCGCAACAAAAGACAAACAAUUCAACCGUUUACUAUUAGUGUAGUUAGACUGUGGUUUACUUACCGUAUUUUUUUGCAUUAUAACGCACACUUUAAAUCGACAGUGCACCUUAUUAUAUAAAUUUUACCAGUUUACUGUAAAUACACUGAAGUAUUUUGCUCACCUAAAUAAACAUUUUUUUAGAAAUUACAGUUUUGUUUAUUUAAGUGCCUUAUAAUCUGUUGCGCCUUAUGUAUGAAAAUAGACCAGAAAACAGACAUUCAUUGAUAGUGCGCCUUAUAAUCCAGUUAGGUACUUUAUACUGCAGCUGUCAUAAAAAUAGAGGCAACUUUAGCUUUUGUGUAAACUUUAUUUAAAUUAACCGUUAUGUGAGUCACAUGGAUAAAACAAUGAAACAUCUUAUAAAUAAAAAAUCUUCUCUUAAAUAAAGAGGACAUAUAUUUAAUCUCCAAAGGUUAAAAUCCCUAUGCCUGACUUUUUUAUACAUUGUUAGAAGUAUUCCAGGCCUACAUGUAAAUAACAAUCAGUGGAACACACUCGUACUAAAGUAUCUCUGAGUGAAGGCCUCCUGAGCACAAACAACAAAAAGCAGUCAAAGUGCAAUACCCAAAAACGAAAAAAGCUAAGGAGCAUUAAUGCUACAGUAGGCAGAGUUUAAGGAAAGACGUGACAUGCAAAAAAUUUAAUUGCUUAUAUCUUCUAAACAAAAUCUGGCAACUAUGAUAUUUUGUUUCAUGCAAGUAAACAAACACCACGCUCAUAACAAUAGAAUUAAAGGUGCAAUAUGUAGUAUUAGAAUUUUGUUUGUUCUGUAAAUUAGUACUGUGUAAUAUACAGUACUGUGUUCAAUUCUCUACUGUCCAGGAAAGGAAUUCUACUAGAUUAUGGAGCACAGCUGUGAGAAUCUCUCUCUCUAUCCCUCUCGCACACACCUGGCAUUAGAUAUGGUGAAUAGCUGAGUUUGUGUGUACAUUUGCACUCCUUUGUAAGAACCAGAAUAUUAGAAUGGCCAACCAUAAACAUUUGAACACAGUGUGCACACUAUUUAUAAAAAAGAAUAAUAAUAAAUAAAUAAUUUUUGAUGCCCUAACUAUUUAGUGAAAUGAACCAUCCAGUUAAAACAGUGAUGAGAUAUUUAUAUAAAUGUUACAAAUGAUAAAGCACCUUUAAUUCAGUUUUGAGUGUGGUGUGAAUAAAUACAAAUUAUUUAUUGUUUAUUUUUUUU